AAUUUAAAUUAUUUUUGAGACGAGGAUCUAUCGAAAAAUAAUUUCGGAAAAAAAUUUCUCAUUUUUCAAAUUAAAACCAACAUAAGCUAUCUUCCUUCCUUACCCAAAGUCUGGUAGCUACGGAAGCACAUAACACGUGUCAGUUUACAGGUCCCUUUAAUUCAAAAUCGAAGAAUGUUGUUAACCCCUCUACUUCCAUUUCCGUUCAUUUCAGUCCCCAAAAAUUUCCCACAUCUAAAAUCCCCGUCAUUCUUCCUAAUACGAUCCUCAUCGUCAUCGCCAAUGGACACCAAUCCACAACCGAAAAAGGUAGCUGUCUGCGGCGGCGGAGUAAUCGGAGUUUGCACCGCCUACUUCCUAUCCAAAAACGGCGCAUCCGUAACUCUAAUCGAACAAUCCUCCGUCGCCUGCGCCGCCUCCGGUAAAGCCGGUGGUUUCCUCGCUCUAGAUUGGUGCGACGGCGGUCCUGUCGCGUCUCUCGCACGCGCCAGCUUCAAUCUACACCGCUCACUCGCUCAAGAGCUUAAUGGAUCAGAAUCCUACGGUUAUCGUCCACUCACUACUCUAAGUGUCUCCAUCACCGAAUCAUCAUCUUCUUCGUCGAAUCGAACCGGGCCGAUUCCGUCUUGGGUUGAUGGCCCAGCUAAAAGCCCACGAACAAUUGGAUCAACUGACAGUACGGCCCAAGUCCAUCCAGAGAUGUUUACGAAAAGGCUACUGUCAAAAGCGAUGGAGGAUUAUGGAGUUGAGCUUGUGAUUGGUAAAGUGGAGAGAGUGGAAAUGGCGGAGGGAAAAACGAGAGGAGUUGUACUAGAAGAUGGAAGAGAGAUUGAUGCUGAAGCAAUUGUGUUGGCAGUUGGGCCUUGGAGUAAGAGGUUUUCUAUUUUGGGCUCGCUUUUUAGGGUUUAUGGAAUUAAAGCCCAUAGUAUUGUACUGGAGCCGAAAGAAGCCAAUAGGAUCACGCCACAUGCACUCUUUCUCUCUUAUUAUCCAGCCCAAGGUGGAAAGCCCAUGGACCCUGAAGUAUAUCCUCGUCCGACAGGGGAAGUUUAUAUAUGUGGAAUGUCUGCUCAAGCAGAGGUUCCAGACGAUCCAGAGCAGAUAACUCCAGUUCCCGAAUCAAUAAACACGCUUAAGAGAGUGGCUUCUAGUGUGUCAAGCCAUUUAGUUGAAGGGAAAGCGACUGUGAAGGCUGAACAAGCAUGCAUCUUACCUUGCAGCGAAGAUGAUGUGCCAAUUAUCGGAGAAGUUCCUGGUAUAGAAGGCUGUUAUGUCGCCACUGGACAUAGCUGUUGGGGAAUUCUCAAUGGUCCUGCCACUGGUGCAGCUAUGGCCGAACUCAUUUUGGAUGGACGUGCUAGCAUAGUUGAUCUUAGCCGAUUUAGCCCUGCAAGAUUUGCUAGCGCUGUGAAGAAGUAAGAUGUUUCCACACAAAUCAUCUAAAAGAGGAAAGAUGGCUUCAUAAACUUGGCACUGCAAGAAGCGAAGAGGUAAUUUGUUGAAUGAAGAACUUGGAAGUUGUUUUUUAAGUGUCUCGAAACUAUUGCCUCGAUGUUGAGAGAAAAUUACAUUUCAUUAUCGCCACUGUAAUUAUCGAGUCUGUCCAAGAAAAUAAGGUCUUUAUGUAGAGACGGACUCAGAAUUUAAAGCUUAUGAAUUCAUAAUUCUAAUACUUUUAAGUUACGGGGUUCUAAAUCAAUAAUAUAUUACACGUUUAUGGUC
Molecule: messenger RNA, 1722 nt
Organism: Solanum pennellii
Lineage: Eukaryota; Viridiplantae; Streptophyta; Magnoliopsida; Solanales; Solanaceae
Product: putative oxidoreductase TDA3
Exons: 2
Coding region: 175-1419 (414 amino acids)
Cellular component (GO): cytoplasm
Molecular function (GO): oxidoreductase activity
Source: RefSeq, a predicted model, not a curated record